AUGGAAACUCGAAUCUAUGAACAGAAUUAUUAUAUAUUCAUUCCAUUAUCCAUGAUAGCAUCCCGAGGUCUACUCAUAUUGAGGAGAUCGGGACUAAAAUACCUAAGUACCAGCAGUAUCCGGUUCCAGUUAUCUCCGCUGCAAAGAUAUGACGAGCUAGUUGGUAACGGGAAACUCCGAGAUGAUGAGUUUCAACGAGGCAUAAUAUCCAACCUUGAAGGAUUGCACAGUCAACUGAACCAAUACCAUCCACCAAAAGUCGAAGCUCCGGAUGUUGAAAGCCUUAAACCGGCCCAAGGAUUCUCUAGGAUCUUUUCAAUCUUUGGCAAAAGUUCUAAAAACUCCAAAAAAAAAUCUCCGGAUCACAUUACUCCUAACGGAGUUUACCUUUAUGGAGAUGUAGGAUGUGGUAAAACCAUGUUGAUGGACCUCUUCUACGAUACAAUACCCGGCCAUUUGACGAAGAAAAGACUUCACUUCCAUCAGUUUAUGCAAUCACUGCAUAAGAGGUCCCACCAAUUGAAAAAACAGCAUGGAGGUCAUGAUAUUGACGUGAUCCCAUUAUUGGCAUGGGAAUUAGCUCAACAGUCGACAGUUUUAUGUUUUGACGAAUUUCAAGUCACAGAUGUUGCCGAUGCGAUGCUUUUAAGGCGACUGCUAAUGUUAGUUCUUCGAAAUGACCAUGGCCUUAUCUUGUUUGCAACUUCCAACAGAGCUCCAGAUGACUUGUACAUAAACGGAGUCCAACGAGAAAGUUUCAUUCCAUGCAUUCAACUAAUCAAAGAAAGAACAAGUGUGAUUUACUUGAACUCUCCCACUGACUACAGAAAAAUUCCCAAACCUAUCUCUUCCAAUUACUAUUAUCCCAAACCAGGAGUGAACUUUCAAAGUGCAGCUUCCAGGGAACAACAGAAGAAACAUACUGAACAGUGGUAUUCUUUUUUCUCUCAAGGACAUGAAAUUGAGAAAAAUGUUGAAUUGUCCAUCUGGGGAAGAAAUCUGGUUGUGCCUCUUUGCACACCACCAUACGUCGCAAGAUUUACAUUCAAUGAACUUUGUGGUAAACCUCUAGCAGCUGGUGAUUACUUGACCCUUGCAGAGACGUUUUCUGCUUUCAUCAUAACUGAUAUCCCAUAUUUAUCAAUCAAUGUCCGAGAUGACGUCAGACGGUUCAUCACAUUUUUGGACGCUGUUUACGACGCACAUGGAUGUAUCGCAGUCACUGCAGCUGCUAAUUUCCAGGACCUUUUCGUUGAACCUGAAGACUUAUCGGAGGGGAAUUUUAAUUUGAGAGAUAAAAAGCCAGAAGAACUGGAAAAUGAUUCUACUUUUGAAAAUGAUGAGUUGGUAAGUAAGCAUGGUUUCGAUAAGAAAAUCGCUAAAAAGGCCUCUAUGUUUGCCGUGGAUGAAGAAAGGUUCGCCUUUGCAAGAGCAUUGAGUAGAUUGUCCCAAAUGAGUACUCAAGACUGGAUUGACAACUCCAGAGUGCAUGAAAAGAAGUAG
This is a messenger RNA of Komagataella phaffii GS115, 1503 nucleotides long. RefSeq lists its product as uncharacterized. Lineage: Eukaryota; Fungi; Ascomycota; Pichiomycetes; Pichiales; Pichiaceae. The transcript has a single exon. The record is from RefSeq and is a predicted model, not a curated record. Gene Ontology annotation, biological process: protein quality control for misfolded or incompletely synthesized proteins. Bases 1 to 1503 code for a protein of 500 amino acids. Gene Ontology annotation, molecular function: ATP hydrolysis activity; ATP binding. Gene Ontology annotation, cellular component: cytoplasm; mitochondrion.